AUGCUCGUGCCUUUUGUGUUGCUUGUGAGAACAGGGAAUAUAUCUAAACAUCAAGAGACGCCACAAACCGGUAUUUUGGAGGUUGAGUUAUUUGAUGUAUGGGGCAUUGACUUUAUGGGACUUUUCCCAACUUCUUGUGGAAAUAAAUACAUCCUAGUUGCAGUUGACUAUGUAUCUAAGUGGGUAGAGGCUAUUGCAUCACCAACCAAUGAUUCCAAGGUUGUUAUGAAACUUUUCAAAAAGAUUAUCUUCCCACGUUUUGGAGCCCCAAGGGUUGUGAUUAGUGAUUGUGGUUCUCAUUUUCACCAGCGACAAUUUCAAACUCUAUUGAAGCAAUAUGGUGUUACUCACAAGGUUGGCCUAGCUUAUCACACUCAGACAAGUGGCCAAGUGGAAGUCUCAAAUCGUCAAAUAAAAAGUAUCUUAAAAAAAGUGGUGGCUAAGUCUCUAAAAGAUUGGAGCUUGAAGCUAAAUGAUGCAUUGUGGGCUUACAAGACAGUUUAUAAAACUCCCAUUAGAACUACUCCAUAUCGGUUGGUCUAUGGUAAGUCAUGUCAUCUUCCAGCUGAACUAGAACAUCGUGCCUUUGGGGCUAUAAAGGAGCUAAAUAUGGAUCUAAAAGUUGCGGGUGAAGCUAAUGGAUUAGUAGAGCUUCGUUCUGAUGCUUAUGAAAAUUUUCGGCUUUACAAGGAGAGAACAAAGAGAAUGCAUGAUAAUAUGAUCCAUCGUCGAGAUAUUCAAGUUGGUGACAAUGUGCUUUUAUUCAAUUCGAGACUUCGACUUUUUCCAGGAAAGCUUAAAUCUCGAUGGUCUGGACCAUUCACGGUAACCAAAAUCAAAUUUCAUGGUGCUGUUAUGGGACAAGAUAGGACGAAGUUAAAGGUCAACGGUCAUAGGCUGAAAUUAUAUGUUGAUGGUGCAUUCUAUUGGUGGAAUAAAGACCUUCUAUAUCCCCAACCCCUCUACACACGUCUAAAUCAAGAUUAG
Messenger RNA from Daucus carota subsp. sativus, 987 nucleotides. RefSeq lists its product as uncharacterized. The record is from RefSeq and is a predicted model, not a curated record. Lineage: Eukaryota; Viridiplantae; Streptophyta; Magnoliopsida; Apiales; Apiaceae. Bases 1 to 987 code for a protein of 328 amino acids. Gene Ontology annotation, molecular function: nucleic acid binding. The transcript has a single exon. Gene Ontology annotation, biological process: DNA integration.